This is a messenger RNA of Artibeus jamaicensis (Jamaican fruit-eating bat), 3475 nucleotides long. It is a transcript of the gene AKAP19, whose product is annotated as chromosome unknown C2orf88 homolog. Bases 1 to 285 code for a protein of 94 amino acids. The transcript has a single exon. NCBI's taxonomy places the organism in Eukaryota, Metazoa, Chordata, Mammalia, Chiroptera, Phyllostomidae. The record is from RefSeq and is a predicted model, not a curated record. Gene Ontology annotation, molecular function: protein kinase A regulatory subunit binding.
AUGGGCUGCAUGAAAUCAAAGCAAAUUUUCGCAUUUCCUACCACAAUUGAGAGUGACAAGCAGCACACAAGUGCAGAGAGCUUUAUGUCAGAUGAGAUAUUUCAACCUAGGAUGCCUUCUCAAGUUAUCAGUGAGGAAGUGAAGGGACUUACGGAAUCCAAAAUCCUGGUCUUCGAAUUUGCACAUCGCCUGUCCCAGGAAAUCUUGAGUGAUGCCUUGCAGCAGUGGGCAGAUAGUAACACCAAGUACGGCGACAUCCCAUUCAUUGAGAGUGAGGGGCCUUGAUGCUGUAGAAUUAGGACACCUUCUUGAACUGUGGAUAGAGUUGGUGCUAGUCUAAACACAUGAAAGAAAAGCAAAAUGUUGUGUGAAUAAACACUGAUUCCAUCUGAAUGUAAAAAUCAGUCUAUGGUCAUAUCAAGGGUAUAGGAAUACCUAAAGUGAAAUGUGUUUUAAGUCAUUCUAUGGUAAUAGCAAUUUCUGCCUGCUUGUUCUUGGAUUGUAGUCACUUAAAGGACUAAACAGAGGUCCUGUGGCACCACGCUAACCAGCUGUGUCACAUACAGAUUCAGAUGGUACAGCAUCACCAAAGAAAGAAAUAUUUAAACAUGUCCAUAUUUCCAAAUGGUUUAAAAACACUUUUAAAAUAAUGUUAAUUUACACCAAAACUGAGAUAUGAAAAGGAUUGUUCUUGAAAUGUCUUGGCAGUGAAUGGCACUCAAGCCAUAGUGAUUAGCAGUAGCUUCUGUUUGUCCAAACCAUCUGUGUUAAGGAACCCUACUUAACACAAAUGAUCAAGCAUUGGAAAGCAACCCACAUAGAGGAGAUCCACCUUGACCCUCAGGGCCCUAAGCACAGCUGUUAUAGAUGGCUCACACUUCUUGUAUUAGGCAUCUCAACAAGACACAAUUUAUAGAAGUCAUGGCAUUAAUGUUUAUCACAUUGAAUUAAGCCCAGUGAUAUAUUAAUAUAAUUAUACAAGCAAACAAGUUUGGGAACCUUUAUAAACAGCAAUCCAAUAAAUUUUAAAACAAUAGAAGCACUAGCUGGCAAGGUAAAAAGAAUCUGGUCUCUGUGCUGAAUGUGUAUUAAGCUUCGCUAUCUCAGAGGUGUGGAGGGUCAGUUCAUUUUGUUUGUUUAUGGUAACAAUGCCCACACAGGGCAUUUACAGCCAUACACUAUACUAUUGUCAUACACUACACUAUUGUCAUAAAGUUGGCCUUGUUAAAAAACAAGAAUUUAGUGCUGCUUGAGAUCACUGGUGACAAAAAAUUUAGGCGAGAAGUUACUAAGAUGUAACUUGUAGGAAGAUUGAGAAUCAGUCUCUAGAAUUAUCUUUACAUCAAGAUUUUGCCACACAUUGAGUUUAACUGGAAAGGGAAUUAUUUAAGCCCAUUUGCAUUAAAUCCUUUUAUUAAGAUACAACAGACUCUCAUCACUGAAAUCUAAAGGCAGAGAAAGAGGAAGGCUCGUGACCUCUUUGAAGAAAUAAAUAUGCAUUUGGCCUUUUAAACAGACAGAAAUGCUACCUCUAAUUUUAACAAUUAUACUUUGAAACCCACAGUCAAAUAGAGUGAAUUCUCCCGAGUUACUGGGCAAAGAAAAUUCUUUGAAUUGAGUGAUGGGCUCUUUCGGUUGCCUUCAGACGUUUGGUCAUUCAGCUUUCCCUUCACCUAUCCCCCAGGCCAUCUUAACGACUGAGAAGAUAGAAAAACCACCACCCCUGUUUAUAGAAGGCUGAGAACAGAAAGUUUCCUAAAACUGCAAAAACAGUUUUCAGUACCAUCUUGAUAUUUCCAGAUCAUCAAGAAAUACUUAGGUUUCUGAGUGUUAAUACUGAGUCAGACAAAAGCCUAGAUGUUGCUGUUUUUCCUUCAUUUUCUCUCACAUCAGAACACUUUUGCUGCAAGGUCAUUUGUAAUACAUAUUACGGGGAGAACACAAAGCCAUAUAAAAGCAGCACAUUGCACUAAAAUUUUCAGCACGCAUUGGGAAUAGCCUACUGGGUUUUAGUUACACCUAAUUAUUUUAAUCUCAGUUCCUCCUUUGCCCUGGGCUCCUCCAGGGGUGUGGGAUGUCUUUCAGCUCUGAAUCUGGCUGGCUGUGUGAACUCUGUUGCCACCCUCUCUGACACUGGCAGUACAGUUUUGUCACCAAGCACUACCCCUCGUCCCUGAAUCAUUGGAACAGAGUAUAAUAUCUUGUGACAUACAGGGACUUACCUUAUAUUGGACAUGUAUGCCACAUACAUCAAACCACGGAUGAGGAAGUACAAGGCUUGCGUGAUCCGUGUAGUAGUGGAUAAACCAAGGUGGGAGCAGGCAGGAAAAGUCCUGGAUAAACAGAUUUGUACUGCACUGGUAGUCAUCAAGAUCUAGUUUGGCCUUGAUAAGAAAGAUAACAUCUUUAAUAGGAUAUUCAGCUUCUUUCCCAUCUUCAUAUUUAAACGUUGGACUUCAUUUCAAAAGUCUUGAAUGAGCAGUGAAAGAGCAAAAUGACUCUUUCAGGGAGAGAAAUAUAAAACAUAAGACUGAAAGUCUUAUUAGCUGCUGGGAAGGGAAAUAUUUGUUCCAACUUAUAUCACAAACAGACGAAAUAAGAAUAACGGGCAAAUGUAAGGGAGAGGAAAACCAGGGAAAGUGAGCCCAAGAAACGGCACUAAUGCCAAACUCCAUCAGAAGACGCACUGCAAAAACAAGUUUCUAAGUUUUUGACAGGGAAAGGACACAGCAGCAAUUCACCACACUGACACACGCCCACCGCUGGAUCCAGUACAGGGCCAGGUGAGAGGCUACCGUCGAGACAACCUGCAGGUGGCACAAAGUCGAUGCAGCAGAUUGUCAGAGGAAAUGUGCCAGUUCCUCAUUCACACAGACUCACAUGACCCCACAAGCCUGCUUCACCGCCUCUUCCCCAGCUCAGUGACCUUUCAGUUACAGGCCCGUGACGUGCGUCCUCCACUUUCAGUUGCCUUACCAGUUCUCUGCAAACUACCUAUGGUUAUUAUGGGUACCUAAAGCACAGUUUUGAAGGGUAUGAAAAUGAUCAUAGUCCUAAAGAGUAAUUUGUGUCAAAUUGCCUUACUAGUAUGAAAAAUAGACACACUGAAUGAGCAAUGCAUGAUACUUCUAUAUCCUACUCAGUAUCACUGACAUUUUAUGAAAUGGGGGAACUAUAUACUUUUGUAUUAUACAGUUUUAGACAUCGAAGGUUAAUUUAAAAACAAAGUUCUGACAAAUAUACUCUUUGCUUGGUCAUAAUGCCCUCAUCCAGUAUGUGCGUGACCGAAUGGGACACGUCUUGCCUGGGGCACUGGGCACAAGCUCAGACGCACUCCCUUACUCUGCUAAACUCAAGCAUCCUUAGCAAGUUCUCUUCCCUGUCAGACUAAACUAUGGAAUGGUGUAUUUUUUCCAAAUAUUUUUGUGAAAACACUUUUUCGUAACUGUUCAAAUAAAAAUCUAGUUGCAAUUAA